This is a messenger RNA of Setaria italica (foxtail millet), 3578 nucleotides long. Its product is annotated as ABC transporter G family member 25. The transcript has 13 exons. Gene Ontology annotation, molecular function: ABC-type transporter activity; ATP binding; ATP hydrolysis activity. The record is from RefSeq and is a predicted model, not a curated record. NCBI's taxonomy places the organism in Eukaryota, Viridiplantae, Streptophyta, Magnoliopsida, Poales, Poaceae. The coding region runs from base 137 to 3400 and encodes 1087 amino acids.
UAUAUGAUUCCGCUACAGCAAGCGUCUCUUUCUCAUUCCCUCGCACGCCUUUUCCUUCGCCUCCGUCGUUCCCUCUCCUCUGUCCUCUCCCCGCGGCGCUGCCAGGUGCGUGCUAGCUCUCCUCCCCUGCCCCGGAAUGCGCGAUGCCAAGCCCCUCCGGCUCCAGCGGCGGGGCCCCGGCAUCACCCUGCACCUUUUUGUUGCCGUCCUCCUCCUCGCCGGCGUCGCACGAGCCCAGCGGAGCCCGCUGCCCCCGCCGCCGCCGCUGGCGCCGGCGCUGUCGGCCGUCGAGAAGCAGCUCAACAACCUGACCAACCAAGUCGCCGGAACCAUCUCCGACAAGUUCAGCUUCUGCGUCGCCGACCCGCAGGAGGAUUGGAACGAGGCCUUCAACUACACGUCCAACCUCGCCUUCGUGGAUCAGUGCCUCAAAGAAACCCAAGGUGAUCUGCCGCAGCGUCUAUGCACACCUGAUGAAGUCAAAUUCUACUUCUCAAGUUUGUAUGACCGUGACGGUGAUAAGAACAUCAACCUGAAGACUAACAUAAACUGCAACAUAUCUUCUUGGGGGAAGGGGUGUGAUCCAGGAUGGGCUUGCGCCUCCGAUCCAGUCCCUGAUCCCAGAAACCGUGAUAGGAGCAACAUUCCGCUGAGAAGAAGGAACUGCCAGGCGUGCUGCGAGGGCUUCUUCUGCCCUCGUGGUCUUACUUGCAUGCUCCCUUGUCCACUAGGCUCAUACUGUCCACGUGCCACGGCGAAUGAAACAACUGGUCUUUGCGAUCCAUACAAGUAUCAGAUAACUCCAAACUCAACAGAGAGUUGUGGAGGUGCUGACAUGUGGGCUGAUAUCCAGAGCACUGAAGAAAUCUUCUGCCCAGCUGGUUACUAUUGUCCAACCACAACAAAAAAAGAUUCUUGUACCAGUGGGCACUUUUGCAGAUUGGGUUCCACCGCUGAAAAUAAAUGCAUAAUAAAGCGCAACUGUGAUGAAAACGCAGAUAAGGAAAGCAUCGUCAUUCUUGGUGCUUGCAUAGUGGGUGCAUUGUGCCUGCUGCUUCUGAUCAUAUACAACUGCUCAGACAAAUUCCUCAGUAUCCGUGAACGGAGGAAGGCAAAAUCACGGGAGAAUGCCAUUCAGCUGGCUCGGCAGCAGAUGAAGGCGCAAGAGGGAUGGAAGGCGGCAAAACAGUUUGCACGAAGGCAUGUGAAUGGCAUGCAGGGUCAUCUUUCACGCACAUUUUCGCGAAGGAAGUCGUUUCGUCAGCAGGCUGACCUGGAGACUUCAAGCCAUAGAGUGCAGGAAGCACCACUGAUGGGAAAUGUCAAGACGCAGGAACUGUCAGACUCUGCUGUGUUUGCAGCUGAGAGCACGAAUGAGAUAACUGAAGUGAUGCCAUCAGUUAUUGUUGAUGUCAGUGGUGAAGGAGAAGUUGUUGCUGCAAAAGAAAAGCCUGUGCCAAAAGGAAAGCACAGAUCAACCCACACACAAGUAUUCAAGUAUGCAUAUGGUGAGAUCGAGAAGGAGAAGUUCCGAGAGCAGGAGAACAAGAAUCUAACCUUCACUGGGGUGAUUGACAUGGUGAAGGAUCAGCAGAAAGAGAUAACUAGGCCUUUGCUCAAGGUUGAGUUCAGGGACCUGACUUUGAUGCUUGGAAAAAAGAAGCUGUUAAGAUCUAUCAAUGGCGAGCUCCGCCCAGGCCGUGUGACUGCUGUCAUGGGCCCAUCAGGAGCUGGCAAGACCACAUUCCUCAAUGCCGUCACUGGGAAGGUGAACGGCUAUAAGAUGACAGGUUCGGUCCUUGUUAAUGGGAAGAAUGUUAACAUCCGUUCUUACAAGAAGAUCAUUGGUUUUGUGCCACAAGAUGACAUUGUUCAUGGGAACUUAACUGUGGAGGAGAACCUUUGGUUCAGUGCAAAGUGCAGGCUCUCUGCUAGAAUGAAGCAUCGCGACAAGGUCCUUAUAGUGGAGAGAGUAAUAGAUUCUCUGGAUCUUCAAGGGAUCAGAACUUCAUUGGUUGGGACUGUUGAAAAGCGUGGGAUUUCUGGUGGGCAGAGAAAGCGUGUUAACGUGGGCCUUGAGAUGGUGAUGGAGCCAUCCCUUCUAAUCCUGGAUGAACCAACUUCUGGCCUGGACAGCUCCUCAUCACAACUUCUUCUCAGAGCUCUUCGGCAUGAGGCACUUGAAGGCGUGAAUGUUUGCGCUGUUGUUCAUCAGCCGAGCUAUACAUUGUACAACAUGUUCGAUGACUUGAUACUUCUUGCGAAAGGAGGAUUAAUGGUUUACAAUGGUCCAGUUAAGACUGUUGAGGACUACUUCACAACCCUUGGAAUCCAUGUUCCUGACCGCGUAAACCCCCCAGACCACUACAUUGACAUUUUGGAGGGCAUUGUGAAGCCUGACUCUGGCAUCAAAGCGAAGCACCUACCAGUGCACUGGAUGCUAUACAAUGGCUAUGAAGUACCAAGUGACAUGCAAGAUGAUGUCAAGGAAAUUGGUGAACAAACCCCACAAAUCAGGUCCAGCCCUUCAAUGUCUGGUUCAACCCCUCACUGCCUCCCCCUCAGAAACGCUUUUGCAGAAGAGCGUGACCGUCUUGAACACCAUUUGUCAAAACCGAAGGACUUAUCUAGCAGAAAAACACCAGGGAUCUUUAUGCAGUAUAAAUACUACUUGGGAAGGGUUACGAAACAGCGGUUGCGUGAAGCUAGGCUGCUUGCUGUUGAUUUCCUGAUACUAGGCCUAGCUGGUAUCUGCUUAGGGACAAUAGCAAAGCUCAGUGACAAAACAUUCGGGAUGCCUGGCUACAUAUACACUAUAAUAGCAGUUUCUCUUUUGUGCAAGAUUGCAGCAUUGAGGUCGUUUUCACUGGAACGAUUGCAGUACUUUAGGGAAAGAGAAUCUGGAAUGAGCUCGUUGGCGUACUUCCUUGCCAGGGAUACAAUUGAUCAUUUCAGCACAGUUGUAAAGCCGAUCAUUUACCUGUCUAUGUUCUACUACUUCAACAACCCGAGAUCAACAAUUGGAGAUAACUACAUUGUACUCCUCGCACUUGUGUACUGCGUGACGGGGAUAGGAUACACUUUUGCCAUCUGCUUCAGCCCUGGUUCUGCACAGCUGUGUUCUGCCCUUAUACCGGUUGUUCUGACUCUGUUAUCCACUCAAAAGAGCACCCCGAUAUUUCUGAAGAGAUUGUGCUACUCAAAAUGGGCACUGGAGGGCUUCAUAAUUGUAAACGCCAAAAAGUAUCCUGGAGUUUGGUUAAUAACUCGCUGCGGUCUGUUGUUCAACAGUAGUUUCGAUAUCCACAACUACAAGCUCUGUAUUUUGAUUCUGUUUAUGUAUGGCCUGUUCUUCAGGACUGUGGCAUUUGGGGCCAUGAUUUUAUUGAAGAAGAGAUAACCAUAGUCUAGUUAUAGCAUUGUUUCAUACUUAAUUUUUUCAUUCAUUUGUAAAUUUGUAAAUCAGUUUUGAUGUAAACUUUUAGUAUGCUGACUAGCAAAAAAAUUAGGAAAUUCUUUUUUUGACAUAAAUCUAGGGAUGAAGCCAUGAAUAAAAAAUCCCCAUUCACUGCCGCUCU